GUGAAACCAAAGUACGACUGACGUGGUGUUUAAAUCCAAAAGCUCUCUCUGUCUAUCGUAUAAAUUAAAAUCACCAAAAUUGAACCUGACCGUCGUCCCCUUUUCUCCGAGAUCCCUCUCCGGUCACUAUCCCUCUCUGCAAAUCCUAAUAUUUCUAGGGUUCUGCAAAUCCUAUUUAUUCUAGGGUUCUUCCAAUUACUCUCUCUCGCUCCAAAAGUUCGAGUCUUUAUUAGGGCAUUGAAGCUCAAGCUUGGCUUUCUCUCAAGGGUUCUGGUUCAGCUACACAAACUCUCUCUGAUUCCAAUUCUAGGGUUUCGAAUUUCUUAUCUUUCCGAUUCCUUAGCUCGUUUAGUAUUUGAUUAUACACACAGCGUACAAUUGUGGGUUCGAAUUCGUUUUCUGGGUUAGUUUGUAGAUUUGGUAAAGAUUGCUGCUUUAGGGUUUUGAUAGGUUAAUCACUUGAAUUUGGGAAUUUGGGUUCGUUUUUGGGUUUCUGGGUGCUUGAGAAUUAGCUUCCAUAUGGCUUCAUACAGGCCUUUCCCGCCUCAACCGGCGUUUCCGCCGCCGCCGCCGAAUCAAAACCCCAUCGCGCCACCACCACGUGGCAAUCAGUACAACCAGAAUUGGGGUUAUAAUGCCGCCGCCGGCGGCGAUGGGGCUGCUCCUUCCUCGUUUCCCCAGAACUACAUUCACCACCCCCAUGGUAAUUAUGGUCCUCCUAGAGCUCAACACCCUCACCCACCGCCGCAGUACUCGUACCCGCCACCGCCUCCUCCGCCGGACUCUUCAUACCCGCCACCACCGCCUCCUCAAGCUCCUCCCGGGAAGAAUUUGCCGCUACAGCCUCCGCAGGCGCCAAUGUACUACCAGUCUAACUCUCAAUAUGCGCAGUAUGGUCACCAGGCAAUGCAGCCGCCACCGCCUCCCCCGCCACCUUUGUCUCCUAGUUUGGCUAUACCACCGCCGCCCCCGCCUCCAAAUUCUCCACCACCUCCGCCACCGCCGAAGAGUAGGGAGAGUGGUUUUGAUAAGGGGCCGCAUGACAAAGGAGCUUCCAAGGAUGUGGGAGCUUCUGCCAAGCGUGAACAUGGGCAUUCAAACCAUCAUGGGGUUCCUCCUAAACACAAGCCGCCUGUUCCAUUGGUGAAGAAGUCGAAUGGGGCGCCCGGGAGAGUGGAGACAGAGGAAGAGAGGAGGUUGAGGAAGAAGAGGGAGUUUGAGAAGCAAAGACAAGAGGAGAAGCAUAGACAGCAGGCAAAGGAGUCCCAAAAUUCGGUUUUGCAAAAGACGCAUUUGAUGUCUUCCGGGAAGGGUCAUGGAUCGAUUGCAGGGUCGCGAAUGGGGGAAAGGAGGACCACUCCAUUCUUGAGUGGUGAGAGGGCUGAAAAUAGGCUAAAGAAGCCAACCACAUUUGUCUGCAAGUUGAAAUUCCGGAACGAACUUCCAGAUCCAAGUGCACAACCAAAACUGAUGUCCAUGAAGAAGGACCCAGACCAGUAUACAAAAUACACAAUUACAUCGUUAGAGAAAAAUUACAAGCCGAAGCUUUUUGUUGAGCCAGAUCUUGGGAUACCUCUUGACCUUCUUGACCUCAGUGUAUACAAUCCUCCUCCCGGUCCUAGACCACCACUUGCACCAGAAGACGAAGAGUUAUUGCGUGAUGAUGUGGCAGUGACCCCUGUUAAAAAAGAUGGCAUCAGAAGAAAAGAACGACCUACAGACAAAGGAGUUGCAUGGCUGGUUAAAACACAAUAUAUUUCUCCUCUUAGCAUGGAUUCAGCUAAGCAGUCUCUAACUGAAAAACAAGCAAAAGAGCUGCGGGAAAUGAAGGGAGGACGCAAUCUUUUGGACAACCUUAAUGAUAGAGAAAGGCAGAUUAAGGAAAUCGAGGCAUCGUUUGAGGCCUGCAAGUCACGCCCUGUUCAUGCAACCAAUAAGAAUCUAUACCCUGUUGAGGUUCUACCUCUUUUGCCUNUUCAUAAUAGGUAUGAAGACCAAUUCGUCCUUGCCGGUUUUGAUGGUGCUCCAACCGCUGAUUCAGAAAUCUACAGCAAGUUGGAUCAGUCAGAUCAUGAUCUUUGUGAAUCAAGGGCAAUUAUGAAAAGUUACAAGGUAACAGGCGCAGAUCCAGCUAAUCCUGACAAAUUUUUGGCAUACAUGGUCCCUUCGCCAAAUGAGCUAUCAAAGGAUCCGUAUGAUGAAUCUGAAGAUAUUUCAUAUUCUUGGGUUCGGGAGUAUCAGUAUGAUGUAAGAGGUGAUGAUGUCGAUGAUCUGACAACAUAUCUUGUAUCAUUCGAUGAAGAUGCAGCACGAUAUGCGCCGCUUCCAGCAAAGCUUGUUUUGAGGAAAAAAAGGGCGAAAGAGGGACGAUCCACUGAUGAGGUUGAACAUUUUCCUGCACCUUCAAGAGUGACUGUCAGGCGGAGAUCGACUGUUUCUGCAAUUGAACUAAAGGAUGCAGGGGAUUAUUCAAGGGGAGCUCUAUCAAAUUUGAAAAGGAGAGGGUUUGAUAAUGAAGAUGCUCUUGAAAGACCACAGAAGAGGGGACGACACCAAGAUGUUGAUGAAUAUAGUGGCGCUGAAGAUGAUUUAUCUGAUUGAUGUCAUUGUUGGCCUAAAUGUUGUGGAUUUUUAUGAAGGCUUGCAGGCUGGUGCCAACUCAUUUGGGAUUGUUUCCAAAUUCUGAUCAGAUGUGCUGUGAAGUAAAGACGAAGUAGUUCUGUGUGAACUAGUUUGCAGUCAGUUAUUUGGAUGUCCGUUUGAGCCUUAAGUUAUCAACAUAUAUCUUUUGGCAUAACUCAUCUUUGCUCAAAUACCAUGAAAAGGGAAAGAUGAAGAAGAAACCUUGUAAAGAAGUUAGACAUGAUGAGUAAAGUGCUGUCAAGUUUAUCCAGAAAAGAAUAGGUUUUCCCAGCCAUUGUAACUGCUGUUUUUAGGUAAUUAAAUGUUUUGGGGUCAUUUCCAUUUUAGCUACUCAUUGAAAUAGUUCAAUAUUGUAACAAUCUUACAUCUGUCACCUUGAUCGUCGACUGAACAGUCAGAUGGUUGAAGGGGCAUAUACCUUGUGCUAUUCUGAUCUUGCUGAAAUUAUAAAUAUGUUUAUAC
Fragaria vesca subsp. vesca is the source of this 3105-nucleotide messenger RNA. RefSeq lists its product as uncharacterized. Gene Ontology annotation, biological process: transcription elongation by RNA polymerase II. NCBI's taxonomy places the organism in Eukaryota, Viridiplantae, Streptophyta, Magnoliopsida, Rosales, Rosaceae. The coding region runs from base 520 to 2601 and encodes 693 amino acids. Gene Ontology annotation, molecular function: RNA polymerase II complex binding; chromatin binding. The record is from RefSeq and is a predicted model, not a curated record. Gene Ontology annotation, cellular component: Cdc73/Paf1 complex. The transcript has 12 exons.